AUGAUGGCACAGUCGGUGCCUCAUCCGGCGACGGAUAAGAAGCGCGUCAAGGUCUAUGAGCUACGCAAUAACGACUGGUUCGACCGCGGCACUGGCUUCUGUAUCGCUACGUUUGCGACGACCGAAGAUGGACGCAAAGACCCGCGCGUCAUUGUCGAAUCAGAAGAUCAGCCAGAGCGUCUCUUGCUAGAGACCAAGAUCCAAAAGGAGGAUGGCUUCCAGAAGCAACAAGAAACUCUCAUAGUAUGGCAGGAUCCUGCUAGUGGCGUUGACAUGGCUCUGAGUUUCCAGGAGCCUGAGGGCUGUGCUAUGAUUUGGAGAUUCGUGAGCAAUAUUCAGCAAACGUUCCACAACAACCUUGCUGGCGGCGACGAUGGAUUGUCCGACGACCUUGCCAUGGAUGGCUCACACAGCAUCGGCUUACCCAAUCCCGCCCUUGGAAAGCUGCCCGAGAUCGAAACCAGCAUGCGUAUGAUCAGCACAACGGCUCACGGACGCGACUCCCUGGCCAAGUUUGUCAUGGCCGAAGACUACAUUGGCAAGCUGAUCCCGCUUGUUCAACAGGCCGAGGACUUUGAGUGCCUCUCGGACCUUCACAGCCUGUGCAAUAUUAUGAAGACGAUUAUCCUGCUAAAUGACACAGCCAUUAUCGAGCACGCCGUUUCCGACGAAAAUGUCCUUGGUGUUGUCGGCGCCCUCGAAUAUGACCCCGACUUCCCCAGCCACAAGGCCAACCAUCGCCACUGGCUCAACAGCGAGGGCCGCUACAAGGAAGUUGUUCCCAUUGAAGACGAGCUCACGCGCCGCAAGAUUCACCAGACGUAUCGCCUGCAGUACCUCAAGGAUGUGGUGCUGGCCCGAAUUCUCGACGACCCUACCUUUUCCGUGCUCAACUCACUCAUCUUCUUCAACCAAGUCGAAAUCGUCCAACACUUGCAGGGCAACGCUGCCUUCUUGGCCGAGCUGUUUGGCAUUUUCAGCUGGCCGCAUUCCGACGCCAAGAAGAAGAAGGAGGCCGUCCUCUUCAUCCAGCAAUGCUGUGCCAUUGCCAAGAAUAUCCAACCUCCUGCGCGCCAGAGUCUUUACAACAACUUCAUCGCCCACGGCCUGCUACAGGUCAUUCACUUUGGACUAUGCCAUAACGACGUCAGUGUCCGCGUCGGCGCCACUGACAUUCUCAUCUCCAUCAUCGACCAUGACCCGCAAAUGAUUCGACAGACCAUCUACCGACAGAUCCACGAAAACUCGCCCUCGCUCACAGACUCGCUCAUCGACCUGCUGCUGGUGGAAGUCGAUCUGGGAGUUAAGUCUCAGAUCUCCGAUGCCCUCAAGGUUCUCCUUGACCAAGGCCCGACGCCGGCGCAGCUGGCCGAAAGCAUGACCAAGGGAGCCAACGGCGAGGUGGCUCUACGCGGGCGACCUGCUCAGAGUGCAGAUCCCCAACAGGAGCUCUUCUUGACGAAGUUCUACGAACAGUCGGCCGUCAAGCUGUUCAAGCCGCUGGUAGACUUGGAGGGCCGGACCGACAUGGACUUUCCCGCACAAAAGGCGUCCAUGUUUAGCUACCUGAUUGAGAUUUUGUGUUUCUUUAUUCGACAGCACCAUCGCUUCAGCCGCUACUUUGUUAUGAACAACAAUCUGGUGGAGCGUGUCGCACAGCUUGUUUCGAGCUCGGAAAAGUACCUCAAGCUUGUGGCGAUUCGCUUCUUCCGUGCCUUGGUUGGCAUGCAGGAGGAGUUUUAUAUCCGCCACAUUGUUGAGAAGAAAGUUCUCGGCCCCAUCCUCGACGUCCUGAUUAUCACCUUGCCUCGCGACAACUUACUCAGCUCGGCAUCGCUGGAGCUCUUUGAGCACAUUAAGAAGGAGAACAUGAAGGAUCUCGUCAAGUUCCUUGUCAACAACUACCGCGAGAAGCUCGUCAGCCUGAGCUACCUACCGACAUUCCGCGAUCUCGUGCUCCGCUUCGACCAGACCCAAGGAUACACGUCCAACAUGGACUACUUUUUGGACGGCGAGGAGGACGUGGUGCGCCGCCCACCCACAAGCAUGCGCCUGAUGGACCAGCUCGGCGUCGACCCGCAAGAAGAGGAGUACUGGGAGGCAUCCGACCCCGAGGAGGAGCACGACGAGAAUGCAGAGGAGACGCGUGUUGUUCCCAGCAAUGGUCCCCCUGCUGGCAAGGCGCUUGUCGACUACGCGUCUGACGAGGAUGCCGAAGAAGCUGUCAUUGAUACCGAAGCCAACGAGGAAGCCAAGAUGGACGAUGCACCCGCUGACGAAGCUGCUGCUGCUGCUGCACCAACAACGCCUGCCGCAGCCCAAGACGACGCCAGCAACGCAUCACCGCCCGAGCGCCUUUCUGAGAAGCGCCGCCGGGAAGAAGACGAAGAUGGGGACGAGCUGGGCAAGCUCAUGGCCAACAAGCGCCGCAACAGCAGUUCCUCGGAUGCCAACUCGAUAGCGGCAUCCAAGCUCGGCACUCAGCGCCGGCGCAGCUUCACCGGCUCCAACAACAGCGGCAGCAGCAACGGCCCCAAGCGCAUCUCCAUCAACCUCUCCCCGGCCGUCAAGUCUGGCGGCAAUUCGCGUUCCGACGACGAAUCGUAG
Messenger RNA from [Torrubiella] hemipterigena, 2607 nucleotides. The record is from the annotation of a GenBank genome assembly. NCBI's taxonomy places the organism in Eukaryota, Fungi, Ascomycota, Sordariomycetes, Hypocreales, Clavicipitaceae.